Molecule: messenger RNA, 3516 nt
Organism: Pyrus x bretschneideri (Chinese white pear)
Lineage: Eukaryota; Viridiplantae; Streptophyta; Magnoliopsida; Rosales; Rosaceae
Product: putative disease resistance protein RGA3
Exons: 2
Coding region: 242-3211 (989 amino acids)
Biological process (GO): defense response to other organism
Molecular function (GO): ADP binding
Source: RefSeq, a predicted model, not a curated record
UCGUCAAUCUAACUUUUGACUUUUGAGAUAAAGAUUCCUGCUUUCUUCCUGGUCAAUAAUGGCUGUCGAAGAAAUAAGUGAGGGAUGACUCACGUCUACCCUACCAUUAUUAUUUGUCUAGCCAGCCCAUAUUCUCAUCUCAAAAUUUGGCCAGAAGAAAAGUGAUACCAUAUACCAUACCAAUCCUCUUCUUCUCACUUCAUAUCUCUUGUUUUUCUCUGUUUCCACUGCUAACCAAAACAUGGCUGAGGCACUCAUUUCCGUGCUUCUCGAACAACUGGCUUCAGUAACUUUCCAAUACGUCGGAGAAGAGUUGAAGCUGGUUUUGAAUGCGGAGAAAGAUGUUCAAGAAUUCGAGGCCAAACUUAAAGUGAUUGGUGCUGUGCUUGAGGAUGCGGAGCUGAGGCAGGUAAAGGAGGCCAGCGUCAGAAAUUGGCUGGAGCAGCUGAAAGAUGUGUCGUACAAGAUGGACAAUGUGCUGGAUGAGUGGAAGACUGAAAUUCUGAGACAACAAGUUGAGAAACAAGAAGAGCACGGUGGAAGUACUUCUCUUGUUGCUAAGAAGAAGAAGAGGGCGGUAUGUUUCUCUAUUCCCUCCUCUUGCUUUUGUUUUGGCCAAGUCGGCCAAGUCAGUCGGGUAAUUCUUCGUAGUGACAUUGCUCAUAAGAUCAAAAGUCUGAAUGAAAAUUUAGAUGUGAUUGCUAAGCAAAGAGAAACAUAUAACUUUCAAUUCACAGAGAGAACGACCACUGAACAACCUGAGCGAGAGAAAACUUCUUCUUUUGUUGAUGAAUCUAUCAUAUUUGGUAGAGAACAACAAAAGGAAGUUUUGGUUGGCAAGUUGUUGAAUGAGAGUAGUCAAGAAGAGAGGGGCCUCCUUGUCAUCCCUAUUGUCGGGAUGGGAGGAAUGGGGAAGACAACUCUGGCCCAAUUGGCUUUUAACGAUGAAAAUGUUAAAGUUUGUUUUGGGAUGAGAAUAUGGGUUUGUGUUUCAGACCCUUUUGAUGAGAUGAAAAUUGCUAAAGCCAUCAUUUCUGGUGCUAAAGCUGUCAGCCCAAAUUCGGAUGAGUUGGAAGAUUUCUUUCAAUGUAUGUCUGAAUCCAUCAGGGGAAAGAAGUUUCUCCUUGUCCUAGAUGAUGUGUGGACUGAAGACCAAAGAAAGUGGGAGAAAUUGAAGUUGCCAUUAGUACAAAGUGGCGCCCAUGGCAGUAGAAUAUUGGUGACCACUAGAAAACAGGUGGUUGCUGAUAUGGUGGGAGCUCCCACUCACACCAUUAAUUUGGAGAGGUUGAGCAAACAAAAUUGUUUGUCAAUAUUCAACCGUAUGGCAUUUUAUAAUAGGGAUAAGGAUGGUGUGUUGGAAGCCAUUGGUGAAGAAAUAGCAAAAAAGUGCAAGGGUUUGCCUCUUGCUGCAAAGACUCUGGGUAGUCUCAUGCGUAACAAGAAAACGAGGAAAGAAUGGCAAGAAGUUUUGAACAGUACGAUAUGGGACUAUGAAGAGGUUGAGCAACAAGUUUUCCAACCACUAUUACUGAGUUAUUUUGAUUUGGCACCUGCGGUCAGACGAUGCCUUCUAUAUUGUGUUAUCUUUCCAAAAGAUCAUUGGAUCAAUAAAGAUUAUUUGAUUGAGUUGUGGAUGUCACAAGAUUAUCUCUAUUUGAAAAAAGACAUGGAGAAGAAAAUAAUUGGCCAAAGGUUUUUCAAUAACUUAGCAAUGCGAUCUUUCUUCCAAAACUUUGAAGAAGAUGUUCUAGGAAAUAUCGUGAGUUGUAAAAUGCAUGAUAUUGUGCACGACUUUCUGCAGUUUCUUACUCAAAAUGAAUGCUUUACAAUGGAGGUUAAGGGUGGUAACGAUACAAUAGAGGCCUUGGGUGCCAAGAUCCGCCAUUUUACCUUAAUGCUUGCACCCAAGGGUCCACUCUCAUGUGUUUCGUUUUCCAGCUGCGAUCUACGUACUCUUGCAACUUUUGAUUCAAAAUUUAAUGCUGUGGACUCAACUUUGAUCUCGCAGUUGAAACAUAUUAGGACAUUAAAUUUGAGUGGUGGUUGUAUUGAAGUGCUUCCGGAAGAGAUAGGUGAAUUGGUGCAUCUGAGGUUCAUUGAUUUGUCUGGAAAUGAUGGUUUGAAAAAGCUACCGAAUGCGGUGUGUAAUUUAUACAAUUUGCAGACAUUGCGCCUUGAAAGAUGUGGGAAACUUGAAAGUCUACCUCAAGGCAUGGGUAAGUUGAUUAACUUAAAGCAUCUUUAUGUUUGGGAUUGCCGUCAACUGAAGUACUUGCCGAAAGGGAUUGGGAGAUUAACAAAUCUAAGAAGACUAGAUUGGUGCCCUGUUGGCGGUGGUAAAGACGAUGAUGAAGCGUUUGAAUUGGGAGAUUUGAGAAACUUAGACCAACUUCAUAAACUCUGGAUGGUAUUUUAUGGGGAAGUUAAAGUUGCUGUGGGUGAGGGUGAGAAAGCAUCACCCCUGGGGAACAAACAACAACUCUUACGUUUGGAUGUAAGUUUUGAAGAUCGGGAAGGUGACGAGGGAAGAAGAAGCAGCAGUAGUGCAGAAACACUGAAUUUUUUACGACCGCAUCCAAAUUUGGAAUUGUUAAGAAUUGAAAGGCAUAAUGGAAGCACUGCCCCCAACUGGAUCAUGUCAUUAAACAAUUUGAGACUUCUCACUCUCUAUGAAUGGAAUGAAUGUGAAGUUUUACCUCCUUUGGGAAAAUUACAGUCUCUCGAAACACUCAGGCUUCGGAGCAUGGAAGGAGUAAAAAAGGUUGGAGUUGAGUUUCUGGGAAUAGAAAAGGAAACGUCAUCAGCAUCAUCAUGCAUUACUCUAUUCCCAAAAUUGAAAAAACUCAUAUUUGAGUCCAUGGGGGCGUGGGAAGAGUGGAAAGGAGUGGAAGAGUUGAAGGAAGAGGAUUCUCAUAUUACCAUAAUGCCAUGCCUUUCUUCUUUACAGAUUUGGGAGAGCCAUCAGCUAAAAACACUGCCAGACUUCUUGCGGAAAACACCACUUCAGACACUUGAUAUCAGUUACUCUAAGAGUCUUGCACGAGGUUGCCGAAAAGGCAGAGGAAAGGAGCGGCCCAAGAUUUCUCACAUCCCCAAUAUCACAAUCUGGCCUAAAUAUUCUGAUUCUGAUGAUGAGGGCGAAGGCAUAGUGGAAGCAGAGGAUGAUGUUGAGUUGCAGGAGAGGCCUUCCACUUCGGACCUCCAGUAGUGUGAUUUAGCUGCUAGCAGUUAGAGGAUGGACGCAGGAGAGGAAGUGAGAUGGAAAGGGAGACAAAGCUGCAUGCAUUACUAGAACCGGUGGUUGGCUGCUGCAUUACAGAUUUCAUCGGAAACGUCUUUUCCUUUGCUUUCGGGCAGAAUGAAGAUCGUCUAGACUCUAGACAUAGGCACAUUAAUUGUGUGUAUGUGUGUACAGUAUAAUGCAAAGAUAUCAUUCACUGGACCUGCGGAGUACAGUGCACAUUUUAUGUAAAUACUAAACAAAUUAGUAAAGUUCGGCAGAUUGAACAAAAA